Molecule: messenger RNA, 2082 nt
Organism: Anopheles funestus (African malaria mosquito)
Lineage: Eukaryota; Metazoa; Arthropoda; Insecta; Diptera; Culicidae
Gene: Tmem43
Product: transmembrane protein 43 homolog
Exons: 3
Coding region: 796-1923 (375 amino acids)
Biological process (GO): nuclear membrane organization
Cellular component (GO): nuclear inner membrane
Source: RefSeq, a predicted model, not a curated record
AUUGAAAAUAGGACAGAAUGAGUGAGGAAUGUCCCUACGUUCGGAAACGUGUAAUUUCUGCUUAAGAGCACAGAAAAGCAAAAUGUAUUUGUCGCAGAGUCAACAAAUUUGACAAAAGCAAUUAAGGAUCUAUUCUACAGAACAUUUUCAUUUUUAACCUGCAAUCAUUUCAACGUAAUCCACGCCAAAGAUUAUGAAUUUUAUAGCACGAAGAUGUUUGCUUUCUCUUUCUAUUUCAAUACUGCAUCUCCUUUUGUUUUCUCUUACGGCACUAUGGGAUACAAUGAUUUGUAUGAAUAUUCCGAAAGGCCUAUUUGCUGGUUUAAAAAAACCGUUUAACAAAACAUAAUGGUUUUCAAUUGACAUAUAUUUAAUUGCUUCAAUGUUUAAUAUGGCUCAAGACCCGUUCUAAAGCCAAUUUAACAAAUAAAUCACGAACAUUUCAAGCCACAUGUGGAUCUGGACAUCACUUGUUAAGAAUGGUACAAAAGAUUUACAACAUCGAAUAGAUGCAAAAAAAACUCUAUUGUAUAGAUAUUUUGUUUCAUCUUUUUGCAUAUUUCCGAGACCAAUUCAAAGUAACAAAAAAAAAUUCAAAUUAUUACUGCGGAAUGUACUACUGUGCCAAUGUUUUAUAGCAUUCAACAGCUGUCAAAAUGGAACUGUCAAUUUUGUUCGGAUAAUGAAAAACAAAUAUAAACAACGAGCCGGUGAAAAUUUGUUACGAUAACGCCUUGCCGUGAAGCUGUGAGCUUUGGAAACGAUUUACCUUUUGCACAAAGUAUUUCUCCUGAUAUGAGGUUUAAGGAGGCUCUUAAAUCUUGCUGGGUAACCACACUGUUCGGUGCCGUACUGUUGCUGGUCGGAUCUGUUGUGCUCAUUUGGAACGAGGGUCGUACCAUACGCAUUCUUCUGUCACUAGAUGAAGCACUAAACGAUGCGAUCACAGUGAGUGCCGAUAUGCCCUACGAAAAGCAAUACGAGGGACGUUUAAUUCAUCUGAAUGGAGCGCUUUCGACGGGCGAACCACUAACUGAACCGGAUUACAACAUCCAGGUGCAAGCGGUGAAAUUAAAACGACGUGUGCAGAUGUACCAGUGGGUCGAGGAAUCGGUUGAAAAUCGCUUUGGAGAAUCCGUUGCGACAGUAGAAACCGAAGAUCGUUCCUACUUUUACAGCAGAGAGUGGCGCGAUAAUUUGAUUGAUUCGCGCAGCUUUUACAUACGCACCGGUCAUCACAAUCCGACCUCGUUUCCCAUCGACUCGACGGUGCAUCUCUCCGAGCAUGUUCAUAUUGGUCCAUACGAGCUCGGCAUCGUAGCAAAGGAGCGCUUUAAAACCUUCCAAGAGGUUACAUCUGACACGCGACCCGAAGACCCCUCGGUUAGGAUGCAUGCGGGACUUUACUAUCAUUGUAACGACAUAUGGAAUCCGGAAAUCGGUGACAUUCGGAUACAGUUUGCGUACGCAGGUCUCGAAGGGUCCUACGUAACCGUGGUGGGUAAGCUGGAGAACGGCAAGAUAGUACCGUACGAGUCGACUCACUUUCGCAAAGUGCUUCUGCUCGAAUCGGGAGAACACAAACUGCACGAAAUCUUCCGCCUAGAGCAUCAACAACAGCGAAUGGCCACAUGGGGCAUACGGUUCAUCGGGUGGGUGUUGUUGUUUUUCGCCACGAUUUGCUGUGCGACGAUAAUGAAACACCUUGUCAGGGAGCACCGGUUCAUGCGAAUGUUCUUCCCCGACAUAAAUUUCACGCUUUCAACCAACAUAAUGAUAUCGUUUUCGGUCGCGCUGGUAAUUGUUUCGAUUGCGUGGAUUGUACACCGGCCGUGGCUGGGUGGUGGUUUGCUGUUUGCUGCAAUGUCACCAUUUUUGUACUGUGCCCGUGGGAUCAUGGGCAGCUAUCAGCGAGUGGACUGAAGCGAGUGAAGAUGAGAUUGAGUAGGGUACUUUUGUGUAAGUUUUAACCAAAAAAAAAGUUUGUCAUUUUAGUUUGCACUUGUGAUAUUAAUCCAUUUCUUGCGUUUGUUUUUAUAGAAUGAAUACUCACAAUAAACCAAUUUUAACCUUAUGUUUUUU